UUCUCCAGCUUCAUCGGCUAUAUGGAACCAAGAAACAAAACACAUGCUUCAGAAUUUACCCUCCUGGGACUCUCAGAAGAGGAGGGACUGCAGCCCCUCCUUUUUGGGAUUUUCCUAUUCAUGUACCUGGUUAGCUUCAUUGGGAAUCUUCUCAUUAUCUUGGCCAUUAUCACUGACUCUCACCUCCAUACACCCAUGUACUUCUUUCUCUCUAAUCUCUCUUUUGCGGACAUAUGUUUUACUACUACUACUGUCCCAAAGAUGCUGCUGAAUAUCAAGACACAAAGUAAAGUUAUAACAUAUGAAGGUUGCCUUAGCCAGAUGUAUUUUUACAUGGUUUUUGGACAAUUAGACAACUUUCUCUUAACAGUGAUGGCCUAUGACAGGUUUGUGGCCAUAUGUCACCCACUGCAUUACACAGUUAUCAUGAACUCCAAGUUCUGUGGCCUCUUGAUCUUGGUAUCCUGGCUAUUGAGUAUUCUAGACUCUCUACUGCAUGACUUACUGAUAUUGAGACUCUCUUUUUGUACAGAGUUAGUAAUUCCUCACUUUUUCUGUGAACUGAAUCAGAUCAUCCAACUUGCUUGUUCUAAUACUUUCCUCAAUGAGCUAGUAUUAUAUUUUGCAAACGGACUCCUGGGUGUCAUUCCCCUCAUUGGUAUCAUUUUGUCUUACUGCAAGAUCGUGUCCUCCAUUCUGAGAAUGUCUACCGCUGAGGGCAAGUAUAAAGCCUUUUCCACUUGUGGGUCUCACCUCUCAGUCGUUCUCUUGUUCUACGGUACAUUCCUGGGGGUGUAUCUUAGUUCUGCUGCUACUCAAAACUCCAGAGAAAGUGCAAUCGCCUCAGUGAUGUACACUGUGAUCACACCCAUGCUGAACCCCUUUAUCUACAGUCUGAGAAACAAGGAUAUGAAGCAGGCUCUAAAAAAACUCUCCAGCUUAGAAAAAUUCUCUCCAUAA
This is a messenger RNA of Echinops telfairi (small Madagascar hedgehog), 960 nucleotides long. RefSeq names its product olfactory receptor 7A5-like. NCBI's taxonomy places the organism in Eukaryota, Metazoa, Chordata, Mammalia, Afrosoricida, Tenrecidae. Bases 22 to 960 code for a protein of 312 amino acids. Gene Ontology annotation, cellular component: membrane. Gene Ontology annotation, molecular function: G protein-coupled receptor activity; olfactory receptor activity. Gene Ontology annotation, biological process: G protein-coupled receptor signaling pathway. The record is from RefSeq and is a predicted model, not a curated record. The transcript has a single exon.